Molecule: messenger RNA, 537 nt
Organism: Choloepus didactylus (southern two-toed sloth)
Lineage: Eukaryota; Metazoa; Chordata; Mammalia; Pilosa; Megalonychidae
Product: guanine nucleotide-binding protein G(I)/G(S)/G(O) subunit gamma-13
Exons: 3
Coding region: 266-469 (67 amino acids)
Biological process (GO): sensory perception of taste; phospholipase C-activating G protein-coupled receptor signaling pathway
Cellular component (GO): heterotrimeric G-protein complex
Molecular function (GO): G-protein beta-subunit binding
Source: RefSeq, a predicted model, not a curated record
CCCGGGGACGCUGGCGCCGCGGCUGCGGGUCGGGGGUCUCCGGGAGGGAAGCCCCUACGCGUCCCCGCGCCCGGCUGCCUGCUGGCCUCUGUCCACCCUCCCAAGCUCCACGAAGCCAGCCUGGGAGGGGACGGGGCUGGGGCACCCUGAGGGCGCCGUGGGCAGCCACCCCUCACCCCCGACGGGCUCACUCCCGGGCCUCAUCCCGUGGCCAUACCAGGCUGGUUCCAGCCCCAGGCUGGCCGCCGCAGACGCCCCCGACCCCAUGGAGGAGUGGGACGUGCCCCAGAUGAAGAAGGAGGUGGAGAGCCUCAAGUACCAGCUGGCCUUCAAGCGGGAAAUGUCAUCCAAGACCAUCCCCGAGCUCCUCAAGUGGAUCGAGGAUGGGAUUCCCAAAGACCCAUUCCUGAACCCCGACCUCAUGAAGAGCAACCCGUGGGUGGAGAAGGGCAAAUGCGCCAUCCUGUGACCCCGGCCCCGCCCCGACUGACGCCCCGGGAAGUGUCGUGUGUCGCUUUUAUAAAGCCUUCCAAGGAC